This is a messenger RNA of Ornithorhynchus anatinus (platypus), 1710 nucleotides long. It is a transcript of the gene FOXC2, whose product is annotated as forkhead box C2. Gene Ontology annotation, biological process: anatomical structure morphogenesis; regulation of transcription by RNA polymerase II; cell differentiation. The transcript is spliced from 2 exons. Gene Ontology annotation, molecular function: RNA polymerase II cis-regulatory region sequence-specific DNA binding; DNA-binding transcription factor activity, RNA polymerase II-specific. NCBI's taxonomy places the organism in Eukaryota, Metazoa, Chordata, Mammalia, Monotremata, Ornithorhynchidae. Bases 21 to 1562 code for a protein of 513 amino acids. The record is from RefSeq and is a predicted model, not a curated record.
GCCGGGGCGGCCGUGCAAGGAUGCAGGCUCGCUACUCCGUGUCGGAUCCAAAUGCCCUGGGAGUGGUGCCUUACUUGAGCGAGCAGAACUACUACCGGGCGGCGGGGAGCUACGGCGGGAUGGCCAGCCCCAUGAGCGUGUACUCGGGCCACCCGGACCAGUACGGGGCGGGCAUGGGCCGCUCCUACGGGCCCUACCACCAUCACCACCACCACCAGCCCACGGCGCCCAAGGACCUGGUGAAGCCGCCCUACAGCUACAUCGCCCUCAUCACCAUGGCCAUCCAGAACGCGCCGGAGAAGAAGAUCACCCUGAACGGCAUCUACCAGUUCAUCAUGGACCGCUUCCCCUUCUACCGCGAGAACAAGCAGGGCUGGCAGAACAGCAUCCGCCACAACCUGUCGCUCAACGAGUGCUUCGUCAAGGUGCCCCGCGACGACAAGAAGCCCGGCAAGGGCAGCUACUGGACGCUGGACCCGGACUCCUACAACAUGUUCGAGAACGGCAGCUUCCUCCGCCGCCGCCGGCGCUUCAAGAAGAAGGACGUGCCCAAGGACAAGGAGGAGCGGGGGCACCCCAAGGAGCCGGGGCCCAAGGGGGCCGGGCUGGGGCCCCCGCCGCCGGCCGAGCCGCCCCGGGAGGCGGACAAGAAGGUGGUCAUCAAGAGCGAGGCCUCGUCUCCGGACCUGCCGGUCAUCACCAAGGUGGAGACGCUGAGCCCCGACGGCGGGGGCGGCGGCCCGCGGGACAGUCCUGGCAGCGCGGCCGCGUCCACCCCGUCGGGCUCCACCGAGGGCUCGCUGUCCGAGCCCCACCCGUCGGCUAACGGGCUGUCGGGCUUCAGCGUGGAGAAUAUCAUCACCCUGCGGACGCCGCCCCCGGCCGCCGACCUCAGCCCCGGGCCCGGCCGGGCGGGGCUGCUGGUCGGGGCCCUGGCCCUGCCCUACCCGCCGGCCCAGCCCCCCGCCGCCGCCGCCUACGGCCCUCCCUGCCCCGGCCCGGGUCCGGAGGCCGGCGGGAGCUACCACUGCAGCCUGCGGGCCAUGAGCCUGUACGCGGGCGGGGAGCGGCCGGCCCCCAUGUGCGUGCCCGGCCCGCUGGACGAGCCCCUGGCGGACCACCCCGACGGGGCCGCCUCCCCCCUGGGCGGGCUGGGGCUGGCGGCGGGCCCCGACGGCGCCCUGGCCGGCUCCGGCCACCCCCCGCACCACCCCCCGCACCACCCUCCGCACCAUCAUCACCCGCACCACCCGCCGCCGCCGCCGCCGCCCCCGCCCCCGCCCCCGCCCCCGCAGGCCGGGCCGGCCGCCGCCCAGCCCAGCUCCUGGUAUCUGAACCACGGCGGCGAGCUCAACCACCUCUCCGGCCACACGUUCGCCUCCCAGCAGCAGACUUUCCCCAACGUCCGGGACGUCUUCAACUCCCACCGGCUGGGGAUCGACGGCUCGGGCCUCGGAGACCACCAGGUGAGCAGCAACGCGAGCUGUCAGCUCCCUUAUAGAUCCACGCCCUCCAUAUACCGCCACACCACCCCGUACUCCUAUGACUGCACAAAGUAUUGAUCUCUGCCCUCCUCCCCCUCCAUCUUCCCCCUCCGCACCCAGCCGUCCGCCCCCCGACGUCCUCCCCCUCCGAGGCCCUCGCCGGCUUGGCCUUCUGCUCCUCCUCCUCCUCCUCCUCCACCUUCCCCUCCACUACCUCCUCCUCCAC